AUGUCAGCAAUUGGCCCCUUUGCGGAGCCUGUACCGGGAUGCAAGCCCGCGGCUCCCCCGGCGUUGACCGCAGACCAACAGUCCAAGUACGACCAGCUACUCGCCGACAUCCGAUCAUGGGACUCCAUUCCCACCACCUCUGCAAAGGGAGCCGAAUCGACAACCCUGACUGAUGAGGAGCGCAUGUGGCUCACACGUGAAUGCUUAUUACGAUAUCUUCGUGCCACCAAAUGGAAUCUUGCACAGGCCGCAGACCGUCUCCGCUCGACAUUAAUCUGGCGUCGUGAAUUCGGUACUGAUCGCUUCACCGCCGACUACAUAUCUGAAGAGAAUGCGACCGGCAAACAGGUUCUGCUUGGGUUCGACAAUGAAGGUCGCCCAUGCCUUUACUUACUUCCUCAAAACCAAAAUACCAAGGAGACCCCGAAGCGGGUGGAGCAUCUUGUAUAUAUGCUGGAACGAACUAUCGACCUCCACCCUCCUGGCCAGGAGAGCCUUGCCCUCUUGAUCGACUUCAGGAAUACUGGCGCAGGAGGACAACCUAGCCUAGGUAUGGCUAAACAGUGCCUCAACAUCCUGCAAAACCAUUACCCUGAGCGGCUUGGUAGGGCUUUGCUUACCCACUUGCCUUGGUAUGUCAAUGCCUUCCUCAAACUCAUCAAUCCAUUCAUCGACCCCGUCACGAAGACCAAGAUCAAGCCUAAUGAGCCUUUGCCCAACCAUGUACCCACCUCGCAGCUUAUGAAGGUAUCUGGUGGUGAGGUAGACUUCAAAUACGACCAUUCUGUGUAUUGGCCAGCUCUCGAGAAGAUGACCGAGGAGAGGAGACAACAGCGAAAGGAGAGAUGGGAGAAGGCAGGGAAGCUCAUUGGAGAAAGCGAGAUCUACCUUUGGGGUGGUGAAGAGGGCAGUGUAGGAAGCAGUGAACAGGUCCCGCUCAAUGAUGGCCAGGCGGAGAUGGUAAACAAGGUUGACGCUGAUGCUCCUCCAGCCAACAACGUCGCACAGCCCGAAGUCAGAGACGGCGAGGCUGUCUCGGCUGCCACCUGA
Molecule: messenger RNA, 1050 nt
Organism: Plenodomus lingam JN3
Lineage: Eukaryota; Fungi; Ascomycota; Dothideomycetes; Pleosporales; Leptosphaeriaceae
Molecular function (GO): phosphatidylinositol transfer activity
Source: RefSeq, a predicted model, not a curated record